AUGAUGGCGCGGUUCCACGCCGCUGACGCCCUCCUCAAAGUCAACAAUGCAGUUGCUAUGGAGAAGGCGCUCGACCACUUCACCGAUAUGCUUCGCCUUUGCCGGAGCGACAACUUGGGUGCGCGGGACAUCGUCCCUGGCCUCUUGCUACCUCUUGGCCGAGAGCAGGAAUACUACGAUUUCCUCAAGUGGCGGGCGACCGUUGACGUUGACGGCAAUUACGACUGGGACGAUACGACGCUACCAUAUCUGGACACUCGCAAAGCCGAUGCGUUCGAGCCAGUGGACAUGAUGUUCAGAAGCUUGAGUCUCAGUCAUCUCGUCAUGCUCACACUCUUGAAGCUACGUCUCCGUCUCGAUUUGGAAGCAUAUUCGGAGUCACAAUUUGGGUUCGACUUCGAGAAGACGCUUGAGCCCGACACGGCCUGUAGGAAGACGAUUGCGAGGACAAUUACGUCCUUGGAGCGUCAGUACCGGACGCUCUGCCGAACCGUACACGAUACGAAUCCAUACUUCUGGGAUGCACUGGUCGAUGAAUGGGGAGAGGGCGCGGCCAUGCCUCCAUACUACACUCACGGUUCGAUGGAGGAGGCACAGCUGGCUGUAUAUCAGUGCAGGCCAGCUUGGCAGGAGAGCGAGGAUGCCCUCGUGCUGAUGACAGUGACCAUAGAGAAAAGGCGGGGUGUAAGAUCCGUAUUUCCAACGCAAUUCAUCCCUCCUGCACACAGCUCUUCUCAAGUCUUUCUCCCAGCUCGUGUCGGCGAAGUUGGAAGUGUCUGGUACGUGUCUGCCAACCAACCCGGGCAAGUACUUGUUUACGUGGACGGUGCUGGUAUGGGAAACGGGCAGGCAAACCCUCGUGCAGGCUGGGCGGUGGUGCAUGGGCCUGACGCUGUGAUCUGCGGUCGGCUCGAGGACAAAAGGUCGUUCGGGGCUGAUAGUGUUGCAACCAGCAACCGAGCGGAGCUUCGGGCUGCCAUCGCCGCGCUGCGCCUCUGUGACUGGCGAGCUAGGGGCUUUGACAGCAUCGUCAUUGCAACGGACUCGACCUAUGUCGUUGACGGAGCCACAGGCUGGACCAGGGGCUGGAUAUGCAACGGGUGGAAGACAGGCACUGGCAACAAUGUCAAGAACAAAGAUCUGUGGGAGCUAUUGUUGGGCGAGACGGAGAGAUUGGGGGAUCGCGGAUUGCGCGUUGCUCUCUGGAGAAUUCCAAGAGAGCAAAAUGCAGUUGCCGACACCUGGGCAAAGAAGGCGGCUGAAACGGGGAGGGCCGAACCCCUGUUCAGAGACGUCACACUCGAGGCUGCUUCCCGAACCACGCCUGCACCCACCAAUGCUGGGCUCGGUUCUAACACCCGUAUCCUUGCACUAUGCCUCGAGUAUGAGGGCCUGUUUGACGACUGUUAUGGGAGCCUCGUCUCACAGCUCAACUCCAAAGCCAAGAUGGAGCGAGCUACAACAACCGAGGCCGCCCUCCGCAAGCUCAGCGAAGAACCGCGCCGUCCCAAGGUCCUGGAGCGCGUCAUAGACCGUCUUCGUGAAGGAGUCACCGUCGUGGUGGCAGGAUGCUUCAGCAGCAUGGUCACUAUGGGCCAAUUCGAUCGCUUCUUCGCUCUCAAGUUGCGCCAACAAGCUGGCACCCGCGGUUUAUCCCGCCCGCUUCUACCCUCAUACAGCCAGAAGGCCCUCUUCGUGAAGAACGUCGACAAGUCGGCGGUGUGGUACAGCGAUAGUGAAACGCCGGAGGAGGUGGCCGUGGCAUUUACCAAAGUUGGCCGGGGCUGGCUCGGCUAUGUCGGGGAUGUGAACGGCGAAGGAGGCUCGAACGCGGCAGUUCUGGCCAUGUGUGGCCUUCUAGACUGAACCUUACCGGGUCUGGUGAGGGCUGAGAGGAGAGAGUAUCAUCGAGACUGUUAAGGGAGUUACUGUUGUCCGAUCUUUGUAUUGAUAUGCUAAAUUGAACGAGAUUCCUGCCUAUAUGCUUAGCACAUCUGAAUCCUCAGCGGCAGGAGCGAAUAGUACCUACUUAGAAACUGAUUGUCCUUAUA
Molecule: messenger RNA, 2051 nt
Organism: Chaetomium strumarium
Lineage: Eukaryota; Fungi; Ascomycota; Sordariomycetes; Sordariales; Chaetomiaceae
Exons: 5
Coding region: 1-1866 (621 amino acids)
Biological process (GO): DNA replication, removal of RNA primer
Molecular function (GO): RNA-DNA hybrid ribonuclease activity; nucleic acid binding
Source: RefSeq, a predicted model, not a curated record